Glycine soja is the source of this 966-nucleotide messenger RNA. Its product is annotated as putative protein TPRXL. The coding region runs from base 190 to 765 and encodes 191 amino acids. The transcript has a single exon. The record is from RefSeq and is a predicted model, not a curated record. NCBI's taxonomy places the organism in Eukaryota, Viridiplantae, Streptophyta, Magnoliopsida, Fabales, Fabaceae.
AAGAUAAUAUAUAUGCCGAGUCCCUAUACAGAAACUGCUACAAAAUACUACAGCUUGUCUUUGACUCUUCUUCCUCGGAUCUUGAGGAGGAGCCAUUUAGUUAGAUCUGAGUUUAGGAAACCUAACACCCAGAAAACACAAAACUACUUCACACACUUGUGUUAAUUUGAGUGUAUAUCCACCAUCAAAAUGCUGAGUGAAGGUUCCAACAACAAUAAUCACUCAUCUAAAAUGUCCUUCAGAAUAACGAAGGACGAUGGUUUCUUCUCUAGGCUAAUGGCCAAGGAAGCCACCACCCCCAACUCUUCUUCAAGGAUCUUCUAUUACGGAGAAACUUCGGUUGCUGUUCCUUUCACAUGGGAGGCACAACCUGGUACCCCAAAACACCCUUUGUCGGAGACAUCUUUGCCUCCUCUUACACCCCCACCUUCCUAUUUUUCAAACAAAAAGUCCCACAAUGCCAAGAGUAGAAACUACUCCAAAGCCAGCAACAUAUUUUCAAGCAUUUUGCCAAGGCGUGUAGGGUCAAGAAAUUCUCAUCCUGUGUCACCAGCAUCGUCAUCUUGGUCACUUUCUUCAUCGUCUUCGUCUUCUUCUUCGUGGUCUUUGGCGCAUUACAAUAAUAAUUAUUCAUCGCCCUCGUUUUCCAUGAGAGACAAAGGUCCAGCUCCUUCGAAACACAACAAAUGUUCUAAUGGAUUUAGAGGCUGCUAUCCCUUUGGCAACACGAGGAACGCAAAUGUAAACCAUGGUACUGUGGACUAGUUAAUUUAAUCUAUUCUGCAUGAUUUCAAUAUUUUUGUAGAGAUCUUCGAAAGUUUAUAUAGCCGCUAAGUGUAUUUUGGGAGAUGUUAGUGUUGGGCUUGGAUGUGUCAAGCAUAUACAUUCAUGUCAUUUCUCGUGAUAACAAUAUGAAUAUGCUUCAAAUUAAUUCGAAUUCCCCCUACUCCCCCUUUUUUUACCAUA